Molecule: messenger RNA, 825 nt
Organism: Papaver somniferum (opium poppy)
Lineage: Eukaryota; Viridiplantae; Streptophyta; Magnoliopsida; Ranunculales; Papaveraceae
Exons: 2
Coding region: 1-825 (274 amino acids)
Source: RefSeq, a predicted model, not a curated record
AUGGCUAUGAGAGAUUUGCAAAACCAAGUUAGUCAAUUGGCUAAUGAUAUAAAUUUACUCAAAGGACAAGGAUCUGGAAAGCUUCCUUCGCAACCGUUGAACCAUAAGGAGAACGUCAAUGCUAUUGAGUUAAGAAGUGGGAAGCAAGUUAAGCAACCGGCAACUUCAUCGGAGCACCAUAAAUCUAUUUUAGAGCAACAAGAGGAUGAAACAGUCCCUAACAAGGCUGAUUUGGUAAUGAAAUCUCGCUCUAAACCUCUUGUUUCUACUAAUGUCACUCCACCUUUUCCUAAUAGGUUUGCAAAGUCAAAGAAGGAGACGCUAUACAAAGAGAUUUAUGAGAUAUUCAAGAACAUCCAAGUGAACAUACCACUCCUUGAAGCGAUAAGGCAAGUUCCUCGCUAUGCAAAGUUUUUGAAGGAAUUGUGCACUAACAAGCACAAAUUAACAGGUAAUGAAGUAAUGAGUGUGGGGGAAAACGCUACAGCGUAUCUUCUAAAGAAACUCGCACCUAAAUUAAAAGAUCCCGAUAGUUUCACUGUACCUUGGACAAUUGGUAAGACAAAGUUUACAAAAGCUUUGCCAGAUUUAGGUGCGUAUAUUAAUGUUACGCCUGCUUCAAUUUAUGAAUCCUUAAAUCUUGGUCCUCUCAAAAGUAUCGGUGUUAAUGAGCUUAUAUUUCCGGUGGACUUCUAUGUUCUUGAUAUGAAUGAUGAAAAUUUAUCAUCGUCUACACCUUUGCUAUUGGGUAGACCGUUUAUGAGAACUUCUAGAACUAAGAUAGAACUUCUAGAACUAAGAUUGAUGUCUAUGAAGGCACUUUGA